Triplophysa rosa is the source of this 1382-nucleotide messenger RNA. It is a transcript of the gene hmgn1b, whose product is annotated as high mobility group nucleosome binding domain 1b. Gene Ontology annotation, biological process: chromatin organization. Gene Ontology annotation, cellular component: chromatin; nucleus. The record is from RefSeq and is a predicted model, not a curated record. Gene Ontology annotation, molecular function: nucleosomal DNA binding. The transcript has 6 exons. Bases 213 to 479 code for a protein of 88 amino acids. NCBI's taxonomy places the organism in Eukaryota, Metazoa, Chordata, Actinopteri, Cypriniformes, Nemacheilidae.
GUGAUGAAUUGAAUAGGGAAGAAGAAGGGGGAGGUGGAGAAUCCAAUCCGGUUUGAGCAGGUUUUUGUUUCGGAGGAACAUUAACGUCUUCCUACACUGUGAUCCUACCUACUGUGUGAAUCUUUAACUCACAGUGGCUGCUGUUUUUAACGUAAAUCCGCGCAUUUCUUACACCUUAGAUUUUUUUGGGCUUGUUCUAACGAUCCACAGCCAUGCCUAAACGGAGCAAAGCGAACAAUGAUGCAGAAGUCACUGAGCCUAAAAGAAGGUCGGAGAGACUGGUAAAUAAACCCGGACCUCCAAAGGCAGAGCCUAAGCCAAAGAAGGCACCUGCCAAACCUAAGAAAACUAAGGAACCCAAGGAGGCCAAGGAAGAGGAGAAGAAGAAAGAGGAGGUGCCCGCAGAAAACGGCGAAACAAAAGCUGAGGAUGAGGCAUCGGCAACAGAAGAUGGUGACAAGAAGGAAGACGGGGAAUAACUUUGCUGAGGUCUCAUCUUUUACCAGCAGUCCCUGUACCUCUUUUCUUGUACAAUUCAGGGGAAUAUUUUUAUCUACUAUUUUCUAAAGGCAGGUUUUUUAGUAGUUUGAUUGUAGAGACACAUUUUUUAUGGAAGAAAAGAAACAUUUGGAAGUGAUCUCAUCGUAUCCAGCGUUUUUACAUUGGGCAGAAAAAACUACCAUCACCGUAAAUGUCGACAGGCUUUUUUACCUCUUUCUCUUAAAGCAAGAGAUUGAGGGGCAGGUUGCAAGAAUGUCCUUUACAGACAGCUGGACAUCUUAAAUGAGCUUGUCCGAAUGACUAACAUUCCAUUGGCUCAAUAAGGGAUUUUAUUUUUUGUUUUUGUGUUUGUAACCUGUAAUAUGUGUGUGUUUAGGGAGGGGAGGGGUGGGCAAAUAAUGCAUUGUUUUAUUGUUUAUAAAGCGAAAGAUUACUUGUAGAACGUUUGUAAGCUGUGUUCCAUAUGUUAACUGCAGUUCUUCAUAAUCAUUUCUGUUAAAUAAACAUAUUCUCUAGUACUGGAGUUCAUGUCAGGCCUGUGCUUCGUGUGUAUUGAUUUAGUCUUUUCUGUGAUAGUACCGCAAUAAAUGUGUAUAACUGCUGUGAAAAGAUUUUUGGACUAAGUCCAAUGUGUGUUAUGGUACAAAUGGCAAACAUGGGAUGUUUACGACCCAGAGGUGUAGAUGAGAUGGUAAAUUGGGGACAAAUGAGUCAUUACAUGUAAAAUCUCUUCAGCUGUAAAGCAUUUCGACCAGCAGGAGCAAUAUUUUUGUGGGACUUAGAUAUCAAAUAUAAAUGUACAGUUUCUUUUGAUCAUUGUUCAUAGAUGUAUCUCUGUGUUAUGGUUCGAUAAAACAAGCCAAUAAAAAUCAGUUGUGAUA